Messenger RNA from Tripterygium wilfordii, 3232 nucleotides. RefSeq lists its product as uncharacterized. Gene Ontology annotation, cellular component: chloroplast. The transcript has 4 exons. Bases 335 to 1585 code for a protein of 416 amino acids. Gene Ontology annotation, molecular function: double-stranded DNA binding. The record is from RefSeq and is a predicted model, not a curated record. NCBI's taxonomy places the organism in Eukaryota, Viridiplantae, Streptophyta, Magnoliopsida, Celastrales, Celastraceae. Gene Ontology annotation, biological process: regulation of DNA-templated transcription; chloroplast organization.
CAUGAGAGGUACUGUUAAUCAAAACAAAAGAAAAACGACGUCGUAUUCACUUCGCUGUAGUUUGAGUUGUCUUUCGCGAAUCCAUGAAUUUUGGAUUCCUUCUCUUUCGUUCUGGAGCAAAGCAGUCGCUACCAUCGCUGGAGUAUGCGAGUAGACGGGAACCGUAAAAGCCUUUUUAUAUUGUAGACUGAUAAUGGUGAAGUGGAUCCGUCGAUUUGGAGAACCCAACGGUGGACUGUGGAAUCCGAGAACCGACCGGUGAAUUGUCGUAAGCUAAUAACGGUGAGUGAGUUCGUUCUCUCAUCUCUGGUAGCUUCAAUUGUAAUCUCUCGUUAUGUUUGGGUACAACUGGACCAAAAGAUUGCAAUUAGUGUUAUUUCCGUUGGGAAGAUUGAAUUGCCAUUUGAGAUUGUUGGAAAAGCAUGAAUCUUUUGUAAUCCCCAAAUCGUUUUCAUCGAGUAAUAAGAAGGCAUCAAUAGCAGCCCCGGAAGGGAAUCCACUGCCAUUUACAGUGUCUUACCUCGUAAAUUCCUGCGGGUUCUCCUUAGAUACUGCUAAAUCCUUGUCCAAGAAGGUCUGUUUUGAAAACCCUAAACGGCCGGAUUCUGUUCUUGAUUUUCUCAGAAACAAUGGAUUCACCAAUACACAAAUCUCAAAACUCAUCAGGUCGAUCCCCAGUGUGCUUUUAACUGACACAGAGAAGAAACUCUUGCCCAAACUUGAGUUUUUUAGGUCGGUCGGUAUUUCAGGAAGCGACCUUGCGGAUGUCUUCUCUGCAGGCGGGAAUUUCUUGGCCUGCAGCCUGAAGAAUCAUAUCAUACCCACUUAUAAUUUCUUGAAGAAGUUGCUUAAAGAUGAUGAUAAGGUUGUUGGUGCCUUAAAGCGUGCUGGGUACAUACGCCAUUCUGCUAACUUAAUAGCUCCCAAUAUCUUACUGUUGCAACAACUUGGAGUAGCCCAAUCCUCAAUUGCAAUGCUACUUAAUUUCCAUUCGUGUGUACUGUGCAUAAGAACUGACAAGUUUGAUAGAAGCGUCAAGAAGGUUGUCGAAAUGGGAUUUGACCCUUUGGACAUUAGAUUUGCCACCGCACUUGCUGCAAUUCUUGGGAUGACCAGUGAGUCAUGGGAACAUAAGUUGAAUGUUUACAAGAGGUGGGGUUGGACUGAAGAUGAGUUUCAUGCAGCUUUUAGACACAAUCCUUCAAUUAUGAAUUUGUCCCAGGAGAACAUUACAAGAAAAAUGGAUCUUUUUGUGAACAAGUUGGGUUUGGGACCUGCUACUGUCGCUAAAGGAUCAUUAGCACUGUGUUUUAGUAUGGAGAAGAGGAUCAUUCCUAGAUUUUCAGUGAUCAAAACUUUGCUAAUUGAAGGGUUAAUCAAGAAAAAACCUGCUUUGACAAGUAUUUUAGCUAUCACUGAUAAAUGCUUUAUGGAUAGGUUUGUGAUUGCAUACCAGGAGCAGGUGCCGCAACUGCUUGAUAUUUUUCAAGGGAAAGUGAAACUUCUCGAACUGGACUUUAAAGCUGAAGGAAUAUCUGAGGUUAAACUUUUGUCGAAUGAAGAAUGUCAAGUGUCUUAUCAGUAAUAAUCCAUUCUAUCCAUGCUAAUUGAAGAUCUUGGUGUCUUUGACCUCGACUGGAUAUGGAAAAUCAACUUCCUUGGAAUCUCUAUCAUGCCUUUGUUGUGGUUUUUAGCAGCUUUGUUUGCUCAUUUUUGAAUUUCUCGUAUUUUUAUAGAUUCAGUUUCUUAGCUUCCUGGUACAAAUUGCCACUUCAUUUCAUUUAUGAAUCAUCUCCAUCUCUGGGCAGCUCUUUGAUCAAAUUCUCAGAUUAGGUGCAGCAACUAUUUUACUAUCUUUCAAGGUAAAGUGAUUUUUUUUUUUUUUGAUGAGAGCUUUCUUAGUAGGUUUGUGAUUACAUACCAGGAACAGGUCUCACAACCUUUUGAAUCUUGCUGAAUCCGAGGUUAAACCAAUGUUAUGAAGCAUCUCAGUGUCUUCUCCAUACUAAUUCAAGAUCUUGACAUGUACUGCUGUGGGAAAUCUAUUUCCUGAAAAUCUUCAUCCUGGCUUUGCUGUGAUUGUUAAGUAGUCUUGUUUGUUUAUUUUUCCGCUCUCAUUGUUUUAAAUGUAUGCAUGGCUUAGUCUGAUAGAGAUGUAUAGGAAGGUGAGAACGACCUUGGUGACUGUUUAUUUAGAUACUGAUCUAUUAGAUGAGAACACAGGCUACUCAUAGUUGAUGCAUGGGCUGGGUAAUGGAUAUUAUUGUGUCGGAUUCAUGAACACAAGGGUAGAAUCACGUCAUGGUGUUUCCGGCGACCCCUGAGUUGACCGCCGCGACGGCGCUUAGCCUUGCGUCCAGGCUGGUGUAAAAGACUGCAGCCGUGGGCUUCAUGAGGGUGAGUCACCUGGUUUCACAGUCAUGCAACUCGGAGACCUGAAAAAGAAGAACAAGAUCGGGCCUGUACUUGGGUUGAUAUUGGGCUCUUUGGGCGGGCCACGUGCAAACGUGAAGUUAGGUUAGUUAGUGGGCCUUCCAAUCCGGAGCAAAGAGUUCCUUCGUUCGUGAAUGCUAGCCGACGAAUAGCAUAGAUGCCGCUUGAACGUUUGGAAGGUAUGGAAUCGGGAUGACAGACCGACCAGUGAAUCGUCCUAUGCAGAUAACGGUUUAUGAUUAGAUUCAUAAUCAGGUGCAACAACUGUUUGCUUGUCUUCUAUGGAAGGGCAAGUGAAACUUUUCGAAUAUUGCUAUCUGAAGGAAUAUCUGAGGCUUAACCAUUGUUCGCGCUUAUUGUUCACCUUAAGCGCGUCAUACCUGUUGAUGGAGCUGUAUAAGAAAGUUGAUGAUUACCAAGGUCUUGAUGAUGUUGUUCAUCUUUAGUUACUGUUUUAUUGAAUGAAGACCAAGGUCAAUUUCUUGAUGCUAGAACACGAGUCUGCUGCAUUCUUUUCUUCGUUGGUCUUUUUGGAAGAAAGUGUGUAUAUGCAAUUAAGUAAAAGUUAGGGGUGCAAAAAGGAAUAUUGGAAACUUAAUGUAGAAACUAGAAGGAAAGAUAUUCCUUUUGGAAGAAUAUAUGGGGAGGUUCUAUUUUGGAUUGGCAAGGAAGUGGCACUCUCCUCAUGUGUUGUAUUCAACUCCCAUCAAGAAUAAGCCCCACUUUUGUCUCUUGUUGUGGGACCUUCAUCUUCACUUAUUGAGUUUAAUAGUUGAUGAUAAAGAUUGUUGUUUGUUGA